AUGGAGGAAGAGGGCUACAGGUCGCAAAUGACAACGGGCAGCUUGAUUCCGCUGCUGCAGAAGGCCCUUUUGCAACACCAAGUAAGAAUUGAACCACUUCCAGUUGCGGCUCCUGUUUUGCAGCUGGACGAUCCUGCGCUGAGUUACCUUUCCAAGAUGCUUUUAGGCGGGGAUAGUGAUAGUGACGAGCAGGAGGUUGCAACCCCGCAGCAGAACAGAUACCAGGCUUACAUGGACGACCUGAAUUCCAUCAUAAGAGGUUGCGUCCAGUCUCCGGACAGUGAUCAAGAACAGGUCGACCAGGAAGUAUUUAGCUUGCUCAGAGAGUGCGCAAGAGCAGUAGCAGCCAGGAACUCGGCACAGGUUUACAAUCUCAUCGGAUUGAUCAAGAACUCAGUGACAUCCGAAAACAGCCACUUAGAAAGGACCGCAUUGUUCUUCGUCAACGCACUGGUAGCAAGGCUUAAAGGGUGUGGUUCACAGCUCUACUCGGCUCUGUCCAGAGAGGUUUCUCAGAAGCGCUACGUGGGGCUUUUGUGCAUGAACCUCCCGUGGUUCAGCGCCACCGAGGUGAUCUCGAAUCACAUAAUUCUCGAGGCGUGCAAGGGAGCCAAGCGGAUUCAUAUUGUGGACUACGGGAUACUGUAUGGCAGUCAGUGGCCGUGGCUUAUCCGAGCUUUAUCUCAGCAACCCGAGGGAGCUCCACUGCUGAGGAUGACAGGAAUCGACUCGUCUGGGAUGAUAGAUGGUGCACAGAUUGGGAAGCAUUUACUCGAGUUCGCAGAAUUGUGUGGGAUUCCGUUUGAGUUUAACUACAUCACUGCAGACUCUUGGGAGCUCGCACAGCCGCAGUGCAACAGCUUGAACGAGUUUGUGGUCAUCAACACAAACAGGAGACUGCGAUUCUUGAGGGACGACUCCACCGCAGCAAACAAUCCAAGGAAGGUGUUCUUCGAUCGCAUGCUCAAGCUCCAGCCGGCAUUGUUGAUCCAGUCUCUGCAAAGCGCCGACCCCAACGUCUCAUCCCCGUUCUUCGUCCAGCGCUUUGAGGCGACACUUGCGUACUAUGCCAACAUUCUAAACGGUUUUGGAGAGGUUCUUAAGGAUCAUCCGCAAGAGCUUGGCUUCGCAAGAAAGUUUGUGGAGAGGAGCAUCAUGAAUGUGGUGGCCUGUGAAGGGGUGGAUCGAGUGGAACGGCCGGGGCCAUACUACUACUGGGAUUCGACGGCAAAGAAAGCUGGAUUCGAGCAGCUGCCUCUGAGCGACCAAGUUAUCGAGACAGCCAGGCUGAUCUGGAGAGGCGAGAAGUUUAGCUUGUACAGGGAUGGGCACUGGUUGCUACUGGCAUGGAAGGACGCCCUGGCGUUUGGGAUUUGUGCAUGGAAACCUGGCGUGAAGCCGAGAAAUUCGUACAGCGCCAAGAGUUCAAAAAGAUACCACUUCUAA
Molecule: messenger RNA, 1446 nt
Organism: Selaginella moellendorffii
Lineage: Eukaryota; Viridiplantae; Streptophyta; Lycopodiopsida; Selaginellales; Selaginellaceae
Product: scarecrow-like protein 33
Exons: 1
Coding region: 1-1446 (481 amino acids)
Biological process (GO): regulation of DNA-templated transcription
Cellular component (GO): nucleus
Molecular function (GO): DNA-binding transcription factor activity; sequence-specific DNA binding
Source: RefSeq, a predicted model, not a curated record